Vitis riparia (riverbank grape) is the source of this 1669-nucleotide messenger RNA. Its product is annotated as mitochondrial import receptor subunit TOM34. NCBI's taxonomy places the organism in Eukaryota, Viridiplantae, Streptophyta, Magnoliopsida, Vitales, Vitaceae. The record is from RefSeq and is a predicted model, not a curated record. The coding region runs from base 160 to 1083 and encodes 307 amino acids. Gene Ontology annotation, molecular function: protein binding. The transcript is spliced from 3 exons.
CCCAUGUAAAAAGAACAUCGUCUCUCAAUCUCCUCUUCUAUUUCAUUGUUGGAUUCUGAGCUUCUUGAUUUUCUCAAUAAUAAUCUCAUCAUCAUCUCAAUGAGGUUGUGAGUUUUGAUUUCAUUCUGAAUUUGAAUUGGAAUCAGAAUCGGAAUCAGAAUGGCGGCGGUGGCGGCGGCCACGACGUUGAACAAGAUCGAGAGGGCGCACCAGAUGUACAGAGAGGGGCUGCACGAAGAAGCCCUAGGGUUCUAUACAGAGGCGCUGGCCAUGGCCAAGACCAGGGCCCAGAAGAUCGCGCUCCACAGUAAUCGAGCUGCUUGUUAUCUCAAACUCCAUGAUUUCGACAAGGCAGCAAAAGAAUGCACCUCGGUGCUUGAGCUUGAUCACAAGCACACUGGAGCUUUGAUGCUGCGGGCUCAGACCCUAGUGACUCUCAAGGAGUACCACUCAGCACUCUUUGACGUCAAGAGGCUCAUGGAGUUGAAUCCAUCAUCAGAAGUGUAUCGGAACCUUGAAGCCCGUCUGAAGACGCAAUUGUCACUUGCUCCAAUACCUGAAUCUGAAGCAGAGCUAGAAGAAGAGGAAGAAGAUGAAGAUGAAGCAGAACCAGAAAGGGAUGAGGCAAAAGAACAAGAUGAUACUUCAUUACCUGAAUCUGAAGAGGAGCAAGAAGGAGAAGAAGAAGAAGAAGAAGAUGAAGAAGAUAAAGAUGAAGAUGAAACAGAACUGAAAAGAGAUGAGGCAAAGGAACAGGUUGAUAAAAAUUUGGAAGAAGACAAAAAAGAUCGAACAGAUGCUGUUGUCAGAAUAGAUCAGAAAGCUGAGCCUGAAGCAACUACUACCAAUGUCAGAGUUUCUGCCCCUCAAACAUUGAGCAAGAAAGAUUCAUCUGUACAGGAUUCCAAAGGAUGGCAAGCAAUCCCAAAACCAAAAGGACACUCAAAUCUGGAUUACUCACGGUGGGACAGAGUUGAAGACGAUUCUAGCGAAGAUGAUGAUGAUGAUGAAGAUGAUGACGAAGAGUCUCAGCCCCAGUAUCGCUUCCGCUUAAGAACAGUUGGUGUCCGACCUGUGAAGUAAAAAAAGAAAUACACAUAAUACAGUAAUACCAAUGUAGGACAGUAGAUAGAAAAGCCCUCAGCAAUGCAGAAAGUUAUAAUGGUUUCCCUUCCUCAGGUGCCAGAAGCCGUCACUUUAAACCUCCAAGACAUUGAGAGAUCAUCUCUGCCACAACAGUGAGUGGGACAAUGGUAAAUAGAUUGCAUCGCCUGGUGUUUGAAGGAGAAAAUUUGGCAAGUAUCUGGUUAGUUCUCCUAUUGUGCCGCCAUACCUCAACCAUUCCACAAAAACCGAGAGAGGAGAAAACCUGAAAGCAUUGUUUCAAAAGCCGGUAUUCGGUAUGUUUUGAAGAUAGAAUUACACCCUGUAAAUGAUAUGGAAUAGAAUUCCAUGGUGCUUUUGCUUGGAAGUGUGGUGGAAGAAGCAUACAAACUUGGGAUCUUAUGGCUAGUCUGAACUAUAAUAGAUGUUCAAAGAUCCCUGGGUUUCUUUGUAUCAAAGGGACGAUGAACUUGUAUUUAUUUAUUAAUUUAUUUCAUUUUUUAUCACUCAUUAGGAAUUUGUAUAUCAAAGGACUAAUUCCCACAAUCAUUGAUGAUUCAUUGGA